AUGUCGUCUCGAAAAAAGAAAGACUACAUGAAGGUGAGUUUUUGACAUAUGUCUCUAUGACUAAGUAUUCUAGCGUGUAGUUGACAUGUUCUGAAUGCAACUUCCAAAUUGUUUAUUUUUUUUUUCUUCAACAAAAUAACAAAACUUACUGAGUGGACGUCGAUCAAAAAUGACGUUACCUUUUAUUGUACAGGUCCUGGGACUAAUUGUCUCUAAACUACUGAGAGACCCAUCUGUUCAAAAAGUCGUCCUUGACUUUGAAAAAGCUAUGUGGUCCGCGACAAGAGAUGUUCUGUCCGGAGUCCAGAUAACCGGGUGCGCUUUUCAUUGGAGGCAAUGUGAUUGACGAAUAAGGGGUUAAGUUUCUAAAGAAACUGUGGUGCCUAUUCAUAUCCAAAACGAAACAGAAUCUAGACGGAAAAUACAUUACCAAGGUGUAAAUUGUCUUAUCAAAACCGGUAAAUACGAUUUUUUUGUUUAGGUUCAAGACAUUGAUCUCGGUGUGCCGUACAGCAGUGAUGACUGUAUCUACCAUUACAUCGCGGCCCUUAUGGUUCUGCCGUACCUGCCGCACCAGGAAAUUUCAGGAAUUUUCCAAAGACUGAACUCCGUGCGACCACCCAAGCCCUUCAAGACCUAG
Molecule: messenger RNA, 640 nt
Organism: Pocillopora meandrina
Lineage: Eukaryota; Metazoa; Cnidaria; Anthozoa; Scleractinia; Pocilloporidae
Source: the annotation of a GenBank genome assembly